ACCGCCUGAGCCCACCUACGCUGACUCUCUCCACCAAUCACAGCAGAGCGACUUGCGCGCUGCCUCCCUCCGGCUGAUCCAAACUAGCACUGGCCCCAUCGGUAGUUAAACAAACAUGGCUCUGCUACAUUAUCAGACAACAACUCUUUAUGAUACGUAGGCAAAUUUAAAGGAAAAAAUGCGAAGAUUAUUAAGAAACAUGCCAUGCGUGAUAUGACACCGUGGACGGAGAGUCGCUAUAUUAUUUAGUGCGUUAGCUUAGUGUAGCCUUUUGUGACCGUGUUUACACGUAGCUAGCUCUUGUUGGCUAAUGUAAGCUAGCAAAAUGGACCUUGGAUCAAUGUUGUACAACAAUUUAAAAGAAGUUACAUGGAGUACCACGUCCUUACCAUUAGAUCAACUUGUCAGUGCUUAUAAGUUGCCUCAAAUUGUCAAGCUGGAUAACGGUCAGCUGGUUGAAGGGCUCAGAGACAAUGACUACCUCUUGAUUCAUUCCUGUCGUCAGUGGACGACUAUUACUGCUCACAGUCUGGAGGAGGGACAUUAUGUCAUUGGGCCCAAAAUAGAGAUCCCAGUUCACUAUGAAGGUCAGUUCAAGUUGCUCGAGCAGGACAGAGAUGUCAAAGAGCCUGUGCAGUACUACAACAGCGUGGAGGAAGUGGCCAAAGCGUUCCCUGAAAGGGUAUAUGUCAUGGAGGAAAUCAUGUUCAAUGUUAAGAUGGCUUCAGGGGAAUGCAAUGAAGACACAGAGGUUUACAACAUUACACUAAACACUGGUGAUGAACUGACGUUAAUGGGCCAAGCUGAGAUCCUUUACGCCAAAAGCUUCAAAGAAAAAUCAAGAUUCAACACCAUUUUUAAGAAGAUUGGAAAGCUGAACUCCAUCAGUAAGAUCGGUCGAGGCAAGAUGCCUUGCUUGAUUUGCAUGAACCAUCGCACCAAUGAGAGCAUCAGCCUGCCGUUCCAGUGCAAAGGCAGGUUCAGCACCUGCAGUCCACUUGAGCUUCAGAUGCAAGACGGCGAGCACAACAUCAGGAACAUCGUGGAGAAAACCCGUCUCCCUGUCAAUGUGACAGUACCCAGCACUCCACCCCGCAACCAGUAUGACCUCCACCUUAUUAGGGAGGGUCAUCGGUACAAAUUGGUCAACAUUCAGACGAAAACAGUGGUUGUGUGCUGCAUUCUGCGAAGCAAUAAAAUUAUCCCUAUCCAUUUUCCGUUUCAUAUAGCCAUGCCACGAUUUAUUGUUCCGGAAGAAUUGCUGCAAGGAGAGUUGUGGUUAGAUACUAUGGUGCAUCGCUGGUUUGCGUUCUGCCAGGAACAGUUUGAUAUCGAUGACUAUUCUCGUGCUGUCCGGGACGUACGAACAGACUGGAAUGAAGAUGGCAAAAGCCCCAAAAAAAGCAGUGGAAAUGGUAGUUGUAGCAGUGGAGGAAGCGGGAGUUCAAGCGGCUGUCCCAAUCAUAUGCAAAUUCCCAGCUCUUUGACUUACGCCCGAGAUGAACUCACCCAGUCCUUCCACCGACUGUCUGUGUGCGUGUAUGGCAGCAACCUGCACGGUAACAGCGAGGUCAACUUGCAGGGUUGUAUGACACUAUGCGGAGAUUGGGCUCUUAUGGCUUCUGACAGUCAUCCUUCAGAAGAGAAUGAACACUUUUUCCCAGAGCUGUUGGACUGCACAAACGCACAACCAACCCUCAACAAGCUGGAUGUUCCCUAUGAAGAGCUGUGGUUGGAUCACUUGAGAAGUCAGAUUCCAAAAGCCUCUCAAAGCGAAGGAAUCAGAGGCCUCAACAGUGACUGUGCCACAACAGCUGCACUGACAAACGCAGUCACUUGUCCUCUGGGUGCCAUAACCAGCUCUGAUGUGCCUCUUACUCCUCCACCAGUCCCACCAAAGUCUGAAGCUGUGAAGGAAGAAUGUCGUCUUUUGAAUGCGCCACCAAUCCCACCACGAGGCCUGAAACAGAUACCAUCAGUGCCUGUCCUUUUGAAGCCACGGCAGCAAGAAACUCGGUCUCCAAGUCCAACCCUCUCCUAUUAUUCUUCUGGUCUCCACAACAUUAGUGGAACAUGUGAGCAAGAAGAAACUGACCCACAAGAGCAAAGCCACGUGUGCUACCCUUGCAGCUGGGCUAAUUCCAGCAGCACUGAACCAAAGGCUGCUUCCCCCAGUGGUAGCUUGCCGUCAGAUGGAGUUUCAUCGCGGUUGUCUUGGCCAAAUCAUUUCAGUGGAGGGGAUUCACAUUGCAUGGACGAGUUUCUGCCUACAACCUGUCGAAGUUACUACAGUUACCCCAGAAAGAGAACCCCAAGCACUCCAAAAACCUGUACAACCAGCCUUGUUGACUUUGAUGGCCGAGAGUAUGCACACCGCAGUAAGGACUUUGACUUGCCGAAAGCAUCUCUGAGUCCUUUCUGCAACAAAUCUUCAAGCUGCAAUUCAGAAAUGUACAGUGACAAGCUAAUAGACGCAUCUAACACCAAGCAGAGCCUCUCCUGCCCGAUCCUGCCACCAAGAACACCAAAAUCAAAUGCCAUAAAGAAGUGCACAGAUGUACUGUCAGAGUCGGCCUGUGACAGUAAGCCGGAAACUUUAUAUUCCUCACUUGCUCAACAUGAGCAGGGAACAAAAGAGAUACACUCCAUCUCUAACACUCCAACUGUUAACUGUCCAUCCUUGUCUCACACUACACAGUGGCAGCCACCACCGAGCUUGGCUGGCCUUUCAAUUGAAGAGGUCUCCAAAUGUCUGAAAUUUAUUGGCCUGCCAGAUGACAUUGUUUCUCUUUUCGUGUCAGAAAAGAUUGAUGGGAAUCUACUCCUGCAGCUCACCGAGGAGAUUUUGUCUGAAGACUUCAAGCUAAGCAAACUGCAGGUGAAGAAACUCAUGCAGUUCAUAAAUGGGUGGAGACCCAAGAUAUAACAGUAUGUAACUUAAAAACUCCUGUAAAGCUGAGAACAUCCUGCCUUCAGUUUGUAUGCUAUGCACAUCAAGCCACAAAGAGUUUCUUUUUGUAUAGUAUGAACUUAUUUCCUUGUUACUACAUGGUGGGGAAGACAAGUGGGUAAUACCCACUUAAAGUCUAUGACUCCUAUUUGCUAACUGAAUGGAAUCAUUUGGCACUUUCACAAAGACAUUUACAUGUCAAUUGCUUACUUUUUCACCCACGACCUAUUCAUGUCACUACACAGAUACUAAUUUAAGCCAGGGAAUUGAAAGAAAUCCACAUAAUCGUUUUAAUGUGAGAGCUAUAUGAAGACAAUGUUGUCUUUUGUUAAAGGAGAGUGCCACAGAAUUUUGCUGCGAUUAGCUGGAUGUUUAAAAGAGCACGAACUAGAAAAUAUUUUAUAUAUAUAUAUCUAUAUAUCUAUAUAUAUAUAUAUAUAUAUAUCUAUAUAUAUAUACAUAUAUAUAUAUACACAUAUUAGUACAGCCAACUGCCAAUAAUAUUAGGAGUAAUUACAGAAAACCCAAAUCUUUUUUGGGAGAAGUGGUAUCAGGUGACAGGACGAUGGUUAAUUGUCUAACUUUGGAAAAUUAAUUAUUGCAUGUAGUCAAUCCGACAGGGUUUUGUUUGCCCUCAGAAUUUGCGUCCCCUCAAUAUAACUGUGCUAAUAACAGUGAGCUACGUUAAGUCAUUAUCUGCAGCAGGGUUUAAAGGUGACACUUCCUAUGCAGGAGCUCUUUUUUGUUUGCGUCUCAAGUUAAACACUCCGUAUUUUAACCUAAAAUGUCUCGGCUAAAUGUCAUUUUGGGUUAUUUAAGCCUGAAAAGAAAUUAGUUAUAUCUAACCAAAUUCUGUCCUUUCUUUUAAACUCACAUGGAGAUAACCAAAAGCACCAACAGAUCUUGGCGUCCAAUAUAAAUGAAAAAUUAAAUGCAUCAUGCACUUUGGUAGAUUUCAGAUUAAAUAUUGCAGUUAAGGUCAUUAAAUAUAAUUGAUGAGAUUGUUUAUGUAGAGAAUGAAUGCACUACAUUUUUUUAAUUGCAAGGGUACUCAUUUGUUUCUACUGUAUGUAUUGGUAAGUGUUACCUACAAUACUUGCGAGACAGAAGUAAUAGUUUUUUGCGCCUUAACCCAGAGACCUUAAACCAUUUGAUAUUUUCCUUUGACGUAACAUUUUCUUUUUGUCAGAGAGUAUACACUAACAACUGGAAUUUCUCCAGACCACAGAGGCAUGUAAGCUAAACUUGAAAAUGAUAAACUACAAUGAAAUAUUUGUUUGUAUUGGUAACUUUUUUUUUUUUUUUAAAUACCCUUAAUUCAGAAUUGAGUUAUUUAUGCAGUAAUUUAACAUGAUGCAAAAUAUGCAGGAGAGUUCUUGUCAGACCAUUCUUAUGGCUGACACAUGAAGGUGCCUCAGCAGUAACAGCCUUUGUACAACUCGGGUCUGGUCUGUUGGCCAACAGCUGUUGUUUUGUUUUCCCCCCACCCAACAGUUUUUUUUUUCUUUUUUACAGUGGGGUGUUACAUAUUUUACUUGAUAUUUUUUUAUUUUGUAUGUAGGUGCAAAUUAAAUAUAAUUUUUUUAUUGAAAUGAUUACUAAUGUUGAGAUUAUUUUUUAUUGAGAAAAAGCUUAUGUUCAAAUUUCUGUUUUGUUUUUUUAAUUCUGUAAAAUGUGGGUUCUACUCGGGUUUCUAACUUCAUGCAUUAAAAUAACACUCGGUCACAGGGGGGGAAAUACCUACGAAUCUCUUUCGCACUCCAUGGACAGUGACCAAAAGAUAAUGUUAAUAAGCUGUAUUUCCAUUUAAGUUAGUCUCAGUAUCGCUGUUUUUAUGGAGAAUGAUUUCUGUCCCUGGAAACUUAUUACAUAGCAUAAUGUCUUAUGCAAUAGCCAUGGCACUCCAAAGUGACCACGGAAAGGAAAUACAAAGCAGUGGAGUAUUAUAGGGUAUUAUUAACUGUAUUGAAAAUGCCACAGUGUUAAUUUAUAAAAAUUGCAUGCCAAAGAAAUAAUUCCAAACCAUUAGCCAAUUUAUCUUGAAUAAUUCUGGAAUUAUUCAAUGAACUGUGAAAACACUCCAACAUCUAGCCCUGUCCCACUAAUCCAACAUUGUGAAGCACUCUGUACCAAAGCUCAUUCUGCCUUGGUAACACACUCAGCUCUGGAUCACUGCCUACAUGAAGUGUUGCAAUUUUUUGUAUAAAAAGAAGGUAAAUGACUGUGACACUGGGUUUGACAUCAUUACUUACAAGUUGAGUUCUGAACAUUUGUUUUUCAUUUUAACUCUUGUUUUCCCUGUUUCCCCUUUUGCAUUGUAUCAUCUAUUAAACAUGGAUUAACUGGU
Messenger RNA from Oreochromis aureus, 5297 nucleotides. RefSeq names its product GRB2 associated, regulator of MAPK1 (gene garem1). Gene Ontology annotation, molecular function: proline-rich region binding. The record is from RefSeq and is a predicted model, not a curated record. The transcript is spliced from 6 exons. Bases 326 to 2926 code for a protein of 866 amino acids. Lineage: Eukaryota; Metazoa; Chordata; Actinopteri; Cichliformes; Cichlidae. Gene Ontology annotation, biological process: cellular response to epidermal growth factor stimulus; epidermal growth factor receptor signaling pathway.